Messenger RNA from Glycine soja, 1241 nucleotides. RefSeq names its product U1 small nuclear ribonucleoprotein C-like. NCBI's taxonomy places the organism in Eukaryota, Viridiplantae, Streptophyta, Magnoliopsida, Fabales, Fabaceae. The record is from RefSeq and is a predicted model, not a curated record. Gene Ontology annotation, cellular component: nucleus; U1 snRNP. Bases 185 to 805 code for a protein of 206 amino acids. The transcript has 7 exons. Gene Ontology annotation, molecular function: zinc ion binding; pre-mRNA 5'-splice site binding. Gene Ontology annotation, biological process: spliceosomal snRNP assembly; mRNA 5'-splice site recognition; mRNA splicing, via spliceosome.
UGAAAUAAGCCCAUAAAUAAUUAGCUCUGGUAAGUUGUAAUGGAAUCCAGAAACUUGGGUAGUCUGGGCACAGCAGCGUCCACGCUUUAAUCGACGACUAAGUGCUUCUUCUCGUUUUCUUCCCUCGAGUUGUUAUCGGUUUUUGGCGGGAGUCGUCGCGGUCGUCAUCGUCAUUGAAUCAGCCAUGCCUCGGUACUACUGUGACUACUGCGACACCUAUUUGACCCACGAUUCUCCAUCUGUUAGAAAGCAGCACAAUGCAGGUUACAAACACAAGGCAAAUGUGAGGACUUACUACCAGCAAUUUGAAGAACAACAAACACAAAGUUUAAUUGAUCAAAGGAUCAAAGAACAUCUUGGGCAAGCUGCUGCAUUUCAGCAAGUUGGUGUGGCUUAUAAUCAUCUAAUGGUUCAGAGGCCUAACCUUCCUCCUGUAUUGCCACCACCAAGAUUGCCUAUUCCUGGAAAUGCACAAAUACCUGGAGGCCAACCACUAAUGCAAGGGAUGAGACCACCUGUCUUUCCUAGACCUCCUGGUGCACCAGGAUAUGUUUCUGCACAUACCAUGCCUCCGAUGUUACCUCCACCUGGUGCUCCCCAGGUUCCAGGUCAACUAAAUACCAUACCAAGGCCCCCUUCAUUAGCUCCCCCUCCAACGGUUCCUGGAAGCACUGCUACACCAGCUUCCAAUGGUGCUCCCUCUAUGGUAUCAUCAGCAAUGUAUCAAGCCAAUCCUCCGGCACCUUCAUCUGGAAGUUAUGAUAACUACAAUACGAGUGCUCAAGCACCUGAGGGUAAUCACUGACCUGGUUGAACUGUUCACUCUGCAUAAUUCUAUCUCCAUUGGAGUCUUAUGACUAGAGCUAUUUGUGCUCUCCCUACCAGCUGUUCAUCAAAUGAGGACUCUCCAUUUGUGAUCAUAUAUAGAGUAAUCAUUGGUAUGUAGCAUGUCCAGCACUUGAAUGCAAGAAAUUUUUUAUAAGUUAUGUUUUUGGUCCUAGAUGAAAGAUUUAUAUUGAAGUGCCAAUUACUAGAACUUUUUUUACAUGACUUGUUCAUGAUAGGUUCUAUUAUGCAAUUAAUUUGUUUUUAAUCUGAGUUUUAUUAGUGAUAAAUGUAGUUGUAUUGUAGAUUUGGGGAAAAAAUCAUAAUUUCAUAUCAUGUAUUAUUGGAUCUGAAUUCCCUAAAAGCAUUGCAUGUUGAAUCAACAACAUAAAGUGCAUUGAUGCCUUGAUUUCAAA